UGACUAGAUAAAGGUCUUGUUUGCUUCCCUUACAUCGAGUAUUUCAAUUCUCAACCCUGCUAUUCCUUGACAAUUUAUUGGUCACGUUGGUACCAGUUUUUCAGAUUUGUGAUAUCUUUUAGGUCUUGAUGACGGCAAAAAUAAUUGUGAUUCAUUUAAUUUGAAAUCGUUCUAUAAAUGUGUAAAUGUAUAACAUGAAUGUCUCGGAGUUAAUUCGACAAGCUGUCGCUAACGAAAACCAUAAUUUCCGAAAGGUUAUAUUAAAUGUAGCAGUUGGAUUAAAGGGUUGCGGAUUUUUCGAUAAGGAGGACUGGAGAAAAACGCUCGAACAGUGCUUUGAACAGACGAGUACAGAAAUGAAAUUCGAUUCGACCGAGCUAUGGGAUGUAGAUAGCUCUUAUGAGAUUACCUUCGCAAAUAUCUUAGCAGAGUCCACGCCUUCUACAUCCGUUCGAGCUGAAACCGGAAAACGAGUGAAACGUUCUUCCACAUUACUUUACGAAGACGACUCGUUACAGGACACAAGAAAAAGAUUGAAAAAGUCACCAAAGUUACGUCACGAUGACGACAAAGUCGCAAACAUUUUAGCUGACUUGAAAGAAGCCAAUUGGCGGGAAAUUGUACCAACGAUUAAUGACGAACAAACAGUUCAAUACGAAAAUGUUUUCGAAAGAGCCAAGCGAAUUAGAGAGGCUGAGACUUCUUGUGAAGUCAGUCCCUCCUCAAAUUUACUGCCUGUUGCCUUACAGACCGUAAGUGAGCCAGUUCAGAACGAAAUGACGAUCUGCAGUUCGAUUAAGAAACGCCGAUAUGCGAUUUACCUGCCAUCACCGAAGAAAAGAGCCGUAUCUUCGACGGUGUCAGACGUUUUGCCAGUUCCAGUUUCGGAGUUGGUGGCGAACAUUUCGGAAAAUGAAAAUUCCAUUAAUGCAGACACGUCAAAUGAUACGUUAAGGGAGGGAAAUGUUACACUCACAAACAAACGGAAAAGACGAACCGUUCGAAGUAAAAUUCGACCGAUGGCUGCUUACUCUGAUGUAUGUGCUGCCAACAUUACCGAACUACAGGUCAUCUAUUUUCCACGUACAUCAGUUUUGUUUACAAUGAUCGAUUCAUUGCAAUACCAAAACACCCUUUCCAAAUACAACAUUGCCGUGGCCUACAUCAACGACAACUAUGACUAUGUAAUCGCCGAGCGGAUUUGUUGUUCUCCCGAAUUUCUGACCGCAGUCGUCAGUGGCAGACCGAUUGUAUCGAUUGAAUGGAUUCAUGAUCUCAGCGAAACGAACGUUUGGUUGGAUCCGUUAAACUAUUUGCUGAAAGACGACAAUGGCGAGAAAGAAUACAAUUUUGAUCUUGCUGUUACCCAGAGAAUGGCAAGAAGCAAAAGAUUAUUCGAAAACUAUUCCAUAUUGGUCACUCCACACAUUGAUGCCGACUUGAGAGGUGUGGUUCUUAGUGGCGGUGGAAGAUUUCUACAGACCAAUGUGACAGCAACGUCAGCCGACGAAAUACUUUGCGUUUCGGAUGAGACAGAUAAGCAAAUGUGGCCGAAGCUACAACGGAAAUAUCCGAAUCUGAAAAGAAUCAUCAGCCUGGACGGCUUCUUGAAAAUGAUUUUCCAAUACACUCACGAUAUCAACAUGGAGGAUGUGUUCUAUCCAAUUUGAUUUGUGUGGGAAAAUGUGCGAUCAGUUCGCAUUAAAAAUGUUUGCGAAAAAUUUUGUGUUGAAGAGAGUCUGUUAAUGAACCUCACAUUUAGAAUUUUGAUAUUCUUCAAAAACAACGGCAAAUAUAAGACGUUUAUAAACACAAUUUUUCGAACUUUA
Messenger RNA from Bradysia coprophila, 1829 nucleotides. RefSeq lists its product as uncharacterized. The record is from RefSeq and is a predicted model, not a curated record. Lineage: Eukaryota; Metazoa; Arthropoda; Insecta; Diptera; Sciaridae.